Pseudovirgaria hyperparasitica is the source of this 1932-nucleotide messenger RNA. RefSeq lists its product as uncharacterized. The record is from RefSeq and is a predicted model, not a curated record. Lineage: Eukaryota; Fungi; Ascomycota; Dothideomycetes; Acrospermales; Acrospermaceae. The transcript has 6 exons. The annotation marks the transcript as partial.
AUGCUAAUCUUCCUAGAACCACAGCGUUCUGGCUCCAUCAGAAGCGACCAUUCUCGUGACAGACCUUCUCUUGAUAUCCUGAAUGACUAUGUUCCACUCUUGCCUCCGGCUCCUUUACGCAGAAACGAACCGCAAGCAAAUGAGAAUAUUCCCCCACCAGUCCCGAAAGCCCCUGUGUCCAACUGGGCGAAUGCUCAGCGGCCUCUUUCAGACAUACGAGAACUCACAGAACCUAGUCUUGUUGAAGACGCGAAUCGAAGAAAGGCACCAGAGUCAGGUUUAUUGCGGAACCUGUCACUGACAAGAAGAAGCUCUGUGGAGAACUCAUCCAGUAAUCGUCAUGCUCGUGGUGAGGACUCUAGAGGCCGAUUGUCCCCUCGUCGAUCGCCCAGGAAAGACCAGGAUCGCUCGAGCAUCUACAGUAUUCCACCAAACAAUGUUCCUCCUCGCUCAUCUUCACAUCAUCGUCGCGAGAGAAGCUCAUCACGGUCAAGAGGGGGCCAUUCUGCGCCACCACUACCGCCUCCACCAUCAGCGAGACCAGAAUAUAUAACGCGUAAAGGGCAGCCUAGUAGUCCAGUGAAAGCGACUGCUGAUAGACUUGAUCCGGUCACUUCUGAAAAUACGCGACGAAUCCCUUCCAGGACAUUCUACCGCGAGUCUCAAUUGACCGACAUUGCCGAGUUUCCCAUACAUCGACAUCCACGGAUCAACAUAGAGAUUCACCUUGGCGCAUCGCUGUAUGUAGGUGGGGGUACUAUCGAAGGGACUGCGCGGAUAUCCAUAGACGACGCGGAGCGAAUCCGCCACAAGCGAGCUUUAGCACUGGCGCGUAUCUCUGUUGAUCUCGUAGGGAUCGAGGAAAUAACUGGUGCGAAGAAAUCAGUGUUCCUCAAUCUUGCAACGGAACUUGUUGACCCCGAAAACCCUCCACCUCACGGGAUGGUGGAAUCUCUGAAGCAAAUUUCGGCCAUUGACACAUUUUGGCACCUUGCGCCAUCAAUUUCCGUUCUACCAUUUUCACUCAGCCUACCUUUAGAUGUUGGGCCGCCCCCGUUCAUAUCUAGGAUAGCACGAAUACGCUAUCUCCUGUCAGUGACGCUUUUGGUUCGUGAUCAGGGUAAGCAAUAUCUUGUUCGGCAAUCACAAGAUGUAACAGUGAUACCAGUGUACGAUCCAGAAAAAGCCCUGAUGUCUUUGCCAAGUCCUCUGACUGCUGAAGACGAAUUCAUUCGGUCUCGAGAUCAUGGACUAGAAGUCAUACAUGUCACCGCUGGUCUUCAUCGACAAGUCUGGGUCAGUGGUACAAGCAUCUUCGUCGAUAUUCAUGUGGCGAACAAUAGUAGCAAGAAUAUUAAGCGACUGGAGCUGCAACUGGAGCGAGACAUACUUUGCUACAAGCAUGCUGCUGCAUCCACGAUGGAAAAGUCUGCGAGUCAAGGCCGUAUUUUCGAUGCCAAUGAUCGAUCAAUCCUUAGUCGGUCAAUCACGAAAGCUGGAGGUGGUACAUGGAGUGGGAUAGCCGCGCACACCACCGAAAUACGCACAUGUGACCUCGAGCUGCCACGUGGACAUGCAACUGUAAAGUGUGGUAAAUUUUUCGAGGUCAGGUAUUUCUUGAAUGUUGUUGUUAGUUCUGCCCAUACGAAACUCGUGACGAUACAACUACCAAUCGUCCUCAUUCAUAUGAACAGUCUCGACAUAGUGCCCAAUUCUGUGGCACAGGUCGCUGCAGCCAUUGAGGAGAAGCGCUCCAAUUCCAAUCCUGCCGAUGACCCUCCAACCAGCUCUCCGCGUCUCCGUCGACGCCCGUCUGUUACCGUGCAAGGUCGGGCCUUUGCAGCGCCCCGCUUUCAAUCCCUCGACCGAAUGCGCUCUGAGACGGAAGUGAUUCAACAUCUGGGUCGCGAUUUAGAGGCCAGUCCACGCAAA